Molecule: messenger RNA, 2558 nt
Organism: Hemiscyllium ocellatum (epaulette shark)
Lineage: Eukaryota; Metazoa; Chordata; Chondrichthyes; Orectolobiformes; Hemiscylliidae
Gene: matn4
Product: matrilin 4
Exons: 12
Coding region: 447-2558 (703 amino acids)
Molecular function (GO): calcium ion binding
Source: RefSeq, a predicted model, not a curated record
GCAGAUGCUGGAGAUAAACACAUUUUCAGUUCCUACCCUUCUACUAAGGGACAAGAACCCCUCCCGCAGAUUUAUUUGAGUAGGUCAGGCAGAAAGAGAGAGUUUUAUCUCGUAUAUUCUUCCUUAAAUUUUGCAUCAGAUAUCCAUUCAUUCGUUGGAAUCCCAGAGAUUCAUAACUGGAGAAUAUCUCCAGGAAUGUGUGUCUGUGUUUUUUUUAAUUAAUUGAAGCAAACCCUCGUGGUCUUUUUUUUAAAUACAUAUAUAGUUUUUUUUAAAAAAAAUAGAAUUAUCUUACCUCUGCCACAAGUCUGCCCGGAAGAAGUUUCUAUCGCCAUCCGUCUCUCCCAGCGGUUCGAUCGGGAUCCUGUGCCGCCUUUCAGCGCUCCCAGCCCGGAUCAGACACCUUGUCUCUGUUCCUCAGUCAAUCACACUCCUCAGUUUGAAAGAUGAAGUUGCCUCUGGCAAUUGGUUUAGUCCUGAUAAUGGAAGUUCUCUUGAUGGAUGGGAUUCAAGCAGCCAAAAGAAGACAAAUCAAGAUAAGGAACAGAAUGGAAGGUAAAAAGUGCACAACAGGUCCCAUGGAUCUGUUGUUUAUUAUUGACAGCUCCAGGAGUGUCCGCCCGUUUGAGUUCGAGCUAAUGAGGAACUUUGUGAUCGACAUGAUCAACUUCUUGAAUGUGGGACCUGCUGCUGGCAGGGUUGCUUUGAUCCAGUACUCCAGCCAGAUCCAGAAUGUCUUCUCCUUCAAAACCUUCCAGAAGAAAGCUGACAUGAUCAAGAGUGUCAAAGAGGUGAUCCCACUGGCCCAGGGGACAAUGACUGGCUUAGCCAUCCAGUACGCCAUGAACGUUGCCUUCACGGAGGAACAGGGUGCCCGACCCCUGGCACAGAAAAUCCCAAGAGUUGCCAUCAUUAUAACAGAUGGGAUGCCCCAGGACCGGGUGACAGAGGUAGCAGCGGAAGCUCGGGAGUCUGGUAUUGAGAUCUAUGCCGUUGGGGUGCAGAGAGCAGAGAUCUCCUCCCUCAGAGCCAUGGCCUCCUUGCCACAUGAGGAGCAUGUCUUCCUGGUUGAGAACUUUGACUUGAUUGAUCAGUUCGCUAAGACCUUCAAGGACAAGUUGUGUUCUCAGGAUCUGUGUGCUAGUGAGAGUCAUGGUUGUGAGCACAUCUGUGUCACCACUCCUGAGUCCUUCCACUGUGCUUGCCGUGAGGGCUAUGUGCUGAACCCAGACAAGAAGACAUGCACAGCUAUUGACCUCUGUUCCCAUGGAGACCAUGACUGUGAGCAGAUAUGCAUCAGCUCUCCGGGUUCAUACAAGUGCAGUUGCCGUGAGGGCUUCAGACUGAACCCAGACAAGAAGACUUGUAGUGCUGUCAACCUCUGUGCCCUGGGAGGUCAUGGCUGUGAACAUAUCUGUGUAAGCACACCUGGGUCCUAUCGCUGCCGCUGUCGAUCUGGCUACACUCUCAAUCAGGACAAGAAGACUUGCUCAGCCGUCGACCUCUGUGCCCUGGGAGAUCAUGGCUGUGAGCACAUCUGCGUGAGCACCCCUGGGUCAUAUAGGUGCCGAUGCCAACCGGGGUACACCCUCAAUCAGGACAAGAAGACCUGUAGCAUGGUGAACUAUUGUUCGUUUGGGAACCACAGCUGCCAACAUGAAUGUGUCAGCAUUCUGAAUGGAUAUUAUUGCACGUGCCGGGAUGGAUUUGAACUGCACGAUGAUGGGAAAACGUGUAAAGUUGUCGAUAUGUGUAACACUGUGGAACAUGGGUGUGAGUUCAAGUGUGUCAGCACUCCUGGGUCAUACUUCUGCAUCUGCCCCCCGGGAAGGCAACUGAACGAAGAUGGGAAGACCUGUAAUAGAUGCAGCAAGGCAAACAUUGACCUGGCCUUUGUCAUCGAUGGGUCCAAGAGUGUACGACCUGAGAACUUUGAACUGGUGAAGAAGUUUGUGAACAACAUUGUGGAUGCCUUGGAUAUCUCCAGCCAGGGUACCCGGGUGGCCUUGGUGCAGUAUUCCAGCAGCGUGCGCACUGAGAUUCCAUUGGGCACACACACGACCGCUGCAGCUUUGAAGAAAGCAGUGAACAAUGUGGUGUACAUGGAGAAGGGCACCAUGACUGGACUCGCUCUCAAACACAUGGUGGAGAACGUCUUCACUGAAGCAGGAGGUGCCAGACCUGGAUCUCAGAGCCAGCCCAGGGUAGGCGUCGUGUUCACCGAUGGCCGUUCUCAAGACAGCAUCUCUGAGUGGGCCAAAAAGGCCAAAGACGCUGGGAUCACUAUGUACGCUGUUGGUGUCGGUAAGGCAGUGGAGGACGAACUGCGAGAAAUUGCAUCAGAACCAGUUGAUCAACAUUUCUUCUAUGCUUCAGACUUUAGCAUCAUCGAUCAAAUCGCUGAGAACCUAAAAGUGAACAUUUGUGAGGAGGAAGUGACUGGACAGGAGACGAUUAAAGAUCCGUGUGCUUGUGAAACCCUUGUAGCAUUCCAACAGGACACAUUAUCGUUGUUAGAAGAAUUCUCUCAAAAACAUAUCCUUUUCUCCAUGGAGUGA